GGCGCCCCGCGCGGCGCGGCCCGAGGGCCUGUGGCAGAGCUGCUUCCUGGAGGCACCGCCCGGGCUCGCCCUCUGCGUCCUGCUGGAAGCCCUCGCCGCCCCGGGCCCUAACUUUCAUCCGAGGGAGGUCGUUGAGGUGCUGGAGCAGUUCCUGCAGGAGGGACGGAUUUCAGCUCUGAUGUGGGAGGUCUGCCAGCAGCAAGCACAGGCUGGCUCACCUGAGCUGCAGGAGACCCUGCUCAACAAGAUUGUAUGUUUGCCUGAUCACGUGAGCAAUAAACUCCAGGGGAAAAACCCAGCAAUAUUCUUCCCUCAGAACUACUUUCCUUUCCUGGGUGGUGCAGUUAUCCAGGUGCUGCAGAAAAUCUCUGAUUCUCUAAGAGGUGGCUUGGAUUGCUCAAUCUCUUUUGUUUCUCAUGUCCUGGGGAAGGUGUGUGUUCAUGGAAGACAAGAAGAAAUUCUGAGCGUUUUGCUACCUCGCCUAACGGAUCUCACCAAGUCAGACUGCAUCUGGCAAAGAAUAUGCUGGCGAUUGGUUGAAUGUGUGCCAGACCGCUGGAUGGAAGCAGUGGUCCUUGGUUUUGUGCAGAGAGCACCUGGGGCAGAUGUCUUGUCUAGGUUGCUGGGGAACCUGGUUGUGAAAAACAAGAAAGCUCAGUUUGUGGUGACCCAGAAGGUCCUGCUUUUGCAGUAUGGCCACACGACUGCAGUGCUGCAGAACCUCCUUGGCUACCUGUCCCUGGAUAGCCUUCGGCGUGGCUUAUUGAUCAAAGUGCUGCAAGACCUGUUGGAGACCUGGGGCAGCAGCAGUGCUGUGAAGCACUCUCCACCUGAGCAGCAGCAGUAUAUUUGCAAGGCCAUCCUUAUCUGCCUCUCCCACCUGAAGGAGCCCGAAAUUGAGAGCUGCAGACAAGAGCUUCUCACAAGCAUGAUGGAGGGCGUGAAAUGCCACUUGGACAGCAAUCUGCCACAAAUACGGUGUCUGGGAAUGAUUGUGGCAGAGAGCAUCAGUUCAAAAAUAAACACUGAUGGGCCUGUCCUGAAGUUUCAGUAUGAAGAAAAUGAUGAAGCAAGAGAAUUGAAGUCCCUUCUGGUGCAGACUCCACCAUUCUGUGUUGUCCCCAGCCUUCCAGAUGAUGACAGGAAUGAGAAAGCAGAUGCUGCACUGCCAUUGGUAUUGGAAAGUAACAAGAAAUCACAUACAGCAGCUCCUGUGAUGCCAGAUGAGGAGUCGGAUGCUGAGCUUGACAGUGAUGACGACCUCAUCCCUUAUGACAUGUCAGAGGAUAAAGAACUAAAGAUUAAGGCUCCCGUGUAUAUCCGAGACUGUAUUGAAGUCCUGACGGGAUCCGAAGAUGUGGACAAGUGGGAAGCUACAGUCAAGGCUCUUGAGAGCUUGGUUCGAAAGAAUCCGGCAGCAACGAGAGAGGUUAGCGUGGAGCUGGCAAAAAUACUGUUGCAUCUGGAGGAGAAGACCUGCAUUGAAGGUUUUGUGGAGUUCCGUCAGAGAGCUCAAGUAGCUGUUUUAACCACAGAUCCAAUACCUGUAGCAAAGUACUUGACCUCCCAGUUCUAUGCUCUGAACUACAGUCUUCGUCAGCGCAUGGACAUUCUCGAUGUAUUGGUUUUGGCAGCUCAGGAACUGUCCUAUCCCAAAUCCCAUGGGAAGACCAAGCAUUCUGGUGCCCCAAAACCUUGUAUCCAGCUCCUGCCUGGAAGUGACAGUUCUAAGGACUGGAGAAGAAUUGUUGAUGAGAGGAUCAAAAGCAAGACCCAGAGAUUUGCUUCGGGUCAGUCACAAGUGGAACUGGCUUCUGGCCCAAAUGAGUUCAAUUCUGUUGUUGGGCACUUCUUUUUUCCACUGAUUCAGCACUUCGACAGGCCUUUGACAACAUUUGAUCUCCUGGGGGAAGAUCACUUUGUCCUCGGAAGACUAGUCCACACUUUAGCAAUCCUGAUGUACUUGGCUGUCAACACUGUGGUAGUUACUGCAAUGGGAAGGGCACUGAUGGAGUUUGUUUGGGCUGUGCGUUUCCACACUGACUCGUAUGUGCGCCAGGGUCUUUUGUCCUGUGUCUCCUCCAUGCUCCUCAGCGUCCCUACGGAGCGUCUUCUGGAAGACAUGACAGAAGAGCUUCUGGAGGCUCAGUCCUGGCUGGAAGAUGUGAUGGAGAAAGAUCCAGAUGGGGACUGCAGGAGGCUGGCCUUGCAGAACUUGCUACUAAUGGAGAACCUGAAAAAGAAACUCAGAACUGUCCCUUCCUAGCUGAAGGAUCAUUGAUGAAGACACAUUAAAUAAAGGUGAACCGGGUGGAAUACGUGCUCUUAUCAUUCAUCUAACCGAACAGCGCUCCGGUCAGUUUUCAAUACACACAACAAUGCUGCUCUCAAA
Messenger RNA from Tyto alba (common barn owl), 2392 nucleotides. It is a transcript of the gene TELO2, whose product is annotated as telomere maintenance 2. The transcript is spliced from 21 exons. Gene Ontology annotation, molecular function: telomeric repeat DNA binding; Hsp90 protein binding. NCBI's taxonomy places the organism in Eukaryota, Metazoa, Chordata, Aves, Strigiformes, Tytonidae. Bases 179 to 2266 code for a protein of 695 amino acids. Gene Ontology annotation, biological process: protein stabilization; telomere maintenance via telomerase. The record is from RefSeq and is a predicted model, not a curated record. Gene Ontology annotation, cellular component: cytosol.